AUGGUUCCUUUCGACCAAAAAGUCGGGGGAAUUUCGGAUGCGCUAAUUGCUCUUCCCAUUCGUAAUGCGUGGGAUGUAGCUCCUCCAGCCGUUUUAAGCGGUAUCGUUGAUCAAGAGCAAAUCAAAGCAGCACAGCAAUCGCGAUUUCAAGAAUUGUUUUCCCGUCAAAAACGGAGGGCUUCACAUCCGACUGAUUUGCAAUAA
Molecule: messenger RNA, 204 nt
Organism: Plasmopara halstedii
Lineage: Eukaryota; Oomycota; Peronosporomycetes; Peronosporales; Peronosporaceae
Exons: 2
Coding region: 1-204 (67 amino acids)
Source: RefSeq, a predicted model, not a curated record